GCGCAGCGGUAUAGGCCGGCCGGCCGGCGUCCCCUUGUCUAGUUGGGUCUCGAUCUGUCUCUCUGUGUGGCGUGUGGGUUGUAGUUAGGACGCGGCUGGUCGUCUUGUACUAGUCCUCCUCCUCCCCUCUCCUCCCCUCUUCUCCUGCUGCUAUAAAGCAACGCUGGCUGCCGGGAGGCGAGGUAAUGCCUCGAGGCCGCCGUCGAGCAUGGGGGGAGAUCACAACCACCACCACGACGGCAGCAUGGCGCGCGGCGCGGGCAGCGACGACGGACCGCAGCAAGCGCACGACAUGGUGAUGCCGGGCUUCCGCUUCCACCCGACGGAGGAGGAGCUCAUCGACUUCUACCUCCGCCGGAGGGUGGACGGCAAGUGCUUCAACAUCGAGCUCAUCAACCUUGUCGACCUCUACCGCUACGACCCGUGGGAUCUCCCCGCUUUGGCUUCAAUUGGGGACAAGGAGUGGUUCUUCUACGUGCCAAGAGACCGCAAGUACCGCAACGGCGACCGACCGAACCGGGUCACUCCAUCAGGCUACUGGAAGGCCACAGGGGCAGAUCGGAUGGUGCGCGUUGAGGGCAACCGGUCCAUCGGGCUGAAGAAGACUCUGGUGUUCUAUGUGGGGAAAGCACCCAAGGGACUUAGGAGCAGCUGGAUCAUGAACGAGUACCGCCUUCCUCACGGCGAGGCCGACCGGUACCAAAAGGAGAUUUCCCUUUGCCGAGUGUAUAAACGUCCUGGGAUUGAAGACAACUUUCACCUCACCACCACCGCAAGAUCAUCCGGCUCAAAGGCGGCGGCUUCGAUGGAAAAGAAGCACCAUCGGACAUCGGCGUCGCCCCGCUUGGCACCAAUGUUCGAUGGUGCCCACUCAUCAGCUCACAUGAGCAAGGCAUACAGUGGAACAAACACCAUCAUGGCAUCAUCAGCUGCAGCUCGAGCAGCAACAAUGGCGCCUCAGACAUCAAUGGCUUUCCUGUCAACCGCCUCGCUUAGCUCCACCACGUCAACGGAGGAGGAUGGUACAUCACUCUACCAUUUGAAGGGCGCCAACCCACCGACGAUGCUGCCAUCUUCCACACACGCCCUGCUUAAUGCAAACUCCACUACAAUGGCAACCAUCCCAAUAGAUGAGCUGAGUAGGGCAAUUGGGUCAUACAAUAACCAGGGAAACCCUAACCAGCCCUUUCCAUCACAAGGCCCAUUGCUUCCUUUUCCUAGCAUGGAAAAGAUUUGGGACUGGAACCCUCUCCUAGAGUCUCCCAAGGUUUGCACAAGCUUCAAAUGAUUUUCUGAGCUAGUGCACGCACACAUAUGCAGGCAUGAUCUAGGGCUUGAAGCAUACGCAUGCCGGCACGCGUGCACGUAUUCUAUAUAUGAAUACGGAUGUAUAUGCAUGUGUAGACACUUAAUUAUUUUGGGCUAGGACAUGGGUUAAGAUGUGUAAUGGAAUAGGAUGAGGCAUUCAGUUCUAGUCCCAUGCAAUAUGUUCCACUAUUAUUCAGUUCCAUCACAUGAAAAGAUGACCCUGUAACAGUAUGUCAAUUUCUAUUUGAAAAUGCAGACCUUGUAGCAUAAAGUGAUUAUUAGAGAUGGAAUAAAGUUUAUUUGGUCUUCUGGCCUUA
Messenger RNA from Panicum virgatum (switchgrass), 1625 nucleotides. RefSeq names its product NAC domain-containing protein 35-like. Gene Ontology annotation, molecular function: DNA binding. NCBI's taxonomy places the organism in Eukaryota, Viridiplantae, Streptophyta, Magnoliopsida, Poales, Poaceae. The transcript has 3 exons. Gene Ontology annotation, biological process: regulation of DNA-templated transcription. The record is from RefSeq and is a predicted model, not a curated record. The coding region runs from base 209 to 1288 and encodes 359 amino acids.